Molecule: messenger RNA, 2004 nt
Organism: Cololabis saira (Pacific saury)
Lineage: Eukaryota; Metazoa; Chordata; Actinopteri; Beloniformes; Belonidae
Product: phospholipid phosphatase 1-like
Exons: 6
Coding region: 320-1171 (283 amino acids)
Biological process (GO): phospholipid dephosphorylation; phospholipid metabolic process; signal transduction
Molecular function (GO): phosphatidate phosphatase activity
Source: RefSeq, a predicted model, not a curated record
GAGCGUCUCUGCUGCUGCCGUGGUCCACGGGCAGCUGAGGGCUAAGCGGCUCCGCGGGUGUGCGGGUGUUUUUAGAUUAGUCUGCUCAUUUCUGCCUUAUUUACAGCGCAUUUUCUUACUUUUUACCCCCGUUUUAAAUCUCCACGGUAGAGUUAGUACAGUCUCCGGGCGAUGACUCAAGCGUGUGUAAACUUGGAGCCGGAAUAGCGACACAUAUGCUGCAGAUAAGCUGCGCCUCGUCUCUCCUAAAAGCAGCCGGCGGCCGGAUACUUUUUUUUUUUUUUUUUUUUACAACUAGACAAACAGAAGAGGAAGGAACAUGUUUGAAGCCUCCGGGCUGCCGCUGGUCCUGCUGGACGUGACCUGUCUCACUCUCGUUGGACUUCCUUUUUUCAUCCUUAACCUUCAACACACCCCCUUCAAACGGGGUUUCUUCUGCAACGAUGAGUCCAUCAGAUACCCCGUCAAAGAGGAGACCAUAUCCCACCAGCUGCUGGGAGGAGUCAUGAUUCCCUUCACGCUCAUUGUCGUUAUCUGUGGUGAGUUCCUCUCCGUGUACUUGUCACGUGUCAAGAACCAGUCUUUGGGGCACAAGUACAUGUCCUGCGUGUACAAAGCUGUGGGGAGCUACUUGUUCGGAGCGGCUGCCAGCCAGUCUCUGACCGACAUAGCCAAGUACUCCAUUGGUCGUCUGCGGCCCAACUUCCUGGCCGUGUGCAAACCAGUGUGGGAGCGCAUCAACUGCAAAGCGGGCGUAUACAUCGAUAACUUCACCUGCACCGGAGACAAGUUCAUGGUAGAUGAGGCCAGACUGUCCUUCUACUCUGGUCAUUCGUCCUUCUCUAUGUACUGCAUGCUCUUCCUUGUACUCUACAUUCAUGCCAGACUGAAGUCGAGAUGGGCGAGGCUUCUGCGUCCCACCAUCCAAUUCUUCCUGAUCACCACCGCCGUGUACGUGGGUCUGUCCCGGGUGUCUGACUACAAACACCACUGGAGUGAUGUGCUCGCCGGCCUCCUGCAGGGAGGUUUAGUGGCCGUUUUCACUGUGGUCUGUGUCUCCAAUUACUUUUCACAACCAGUAGACCCUGUGGUGUCACAGGCAGAAGAGAUCUCACACACCAGUCUACAGGAAAACCCUCCCAACGGGAACCACUAUGGCAGCACGGACUGAACCUCUGGCUUCUGAGAUGAUACUUUGCAGCAUCUCUAUUCCUUAAGUUUGUUGUGGAGGGCCAAAAAAAAACCAAAAGCAAAUGGCAAGUCUUUCAGCCCAUUGGGGUGCAUGUCUUGAACUUGGUUUGCCUGCACAGGAACAAAACUGUAGCCUGCAAGGCGGCAGCUUUCACUGUAAAUGUUUGGUGGGCUUUAAAGUAGAAACAAAGAAGUGCAUUAUAGAAGACAGUGACGCACUAGACCAAGGUACUAAAAAAAGAAAUAAAUCUGUAUAUUUGUGCUAAAUUCCAGCGGUCUAUUAUGGAGUAACAAACACAAUGCAACAAGAAGCAUUUACCUCAGCAAAAAUAACUUUUUUCUGUUGUUUUUUUUACUGUUUGCUCAUGUGAGAAAUGUGAUUAUGAGGGUAUUUUUAUGACGUUGCCAUCAUGAAUGAACUAAUGAAAUUCCUUUAGCCCAGAAUAUAAUGACCGUCUUUGUGCACGCUGCAAGCAGGCUUGUAGAAAAGUUACCUGUGAGAAAGAAAACCCAAACUGUCCUUUAAAAUGGAAAUGGAACUCGGAGAACGUGUAUUUUAUAUUCCUUUUUGCCUUAGAUGUAUGCUGCUGCCUGCCGGUAAAGUCAUCCUGGAUAUAAUUUGUUGUACGAAAAAACACAACAAAUUUAUUUUUUGCUUUGUUUGGGUUUUUUUUAUAUAGUUUUAAGAAUUGCUUAUGUUUUUUGACGAAACAGGGGUUUUAAACAGAAUUGUUCUGUAGUGUCAUUGAUGACAAAAAAGAAGAAAAAUAAAGACUGUUUUUGUUACAUAUUUACAAGCAAAUGAAAAUAUUU